This is a messenger RNA of Pimephales promelas (fathead minnow), 2424 nucleotides long. RefSeq names its product hippocalcin like 4 (gene hpcal4). Lineage: Eukaryota; Metazoa; Chordata; Actinopteri; Cypriniformes; Leuciscidae. Gene Ontology annotation, molecular function: calcium ion binding. The record is from RefSeq and is a predicted model, not a curated record.
ACGAUCAUUAAACAUGAACAGCAUAAAUCAAAACUGCCUAACAUUAGCCUACUGAAUGAAAUGGCGACCCAGGAAAGCUGCUCCAGGUCGUAGAAAAUGGCGGACUGUGUACAGCUCACUGAGGGCAGAAUUCGUCAGCCGUUGUGGGCGGGGCCUAGACAUGUUAUGACGUCACAAAGAGAGGUGUAAAAAGAUGGGGAAACACAACAGCAAGCUUGCUCCUGAGGUGCUAGACGAUUUGACCAAGAGUACAGAGUUCAAUGAAGUUGAGCUGAAGCAGUGGUAUAAGGGAUUUCUGAAGGACUGUCCAACUGGGAUCCUCAAUCUGGAAGAAUUCCAGCAACUUUAUGUCAAGUUCUUCCCUUAUGGCGAUGCUUCAAAAUUCGCUCAGCAUGCCUUUCGGACCUUUGACAAAAAUGGUGAUGGUACCAUUGACUUCAGAGAGUUCAUCUGCGCACUGUCCAUCACUUCCAGGGGAAGUUUCGAGCAGAAACUCAACUGGGCCUUCAACAUGUACGACCUAGACGGAGAUGGCAAGAUCACACGCAUGGAGAUGCUGGAGAUCAUUGAGGCAAUCUACAAGAUGGUCGGAACGGUGAUCAUGAUGCGCAUGAACGAGGACGGGCUGACCCCACAGCAGCGUGUGGACAAAAUCUUCAGCAAGAUGGACAAGGACCACAACGAUGAGAUCACGCUGGAGGAGUUCAAAGAGGCAGCCAAGAGCGACCCCUCCAUUGUUCUUUUACUGCAAUGUGACAUGCAGAAGUAAGAAAGGAUAGGAGGGAGAUGAGUUAAGGAGGCUGGGGGGGUCUAGGGAGGGGAAGAGAACCAUGUACAGACUUCUAGAGAGAUGUAGGUAAUAGAUGCUGUUGAACAGAAGUUAGACUGCAUGGUAAUCUCAGUCGGGAGUGCAAAAGCAAUGAUUAUGGCCAUUUGGAAUGAUUAGUGAAAGUAAUGCAAGAGAGAGUAUUUUCAAUCCUGUAUCAAUUUUUACACAUUCCGUCUGCUUUCCAGCCUAGAGUCAGAAAGAUUGAAUCAUUAAUUGCAUUGCAUCCUCAGAAAAGUCUUUUGAGCCAAAAGAAAGGCAUCCGUCUCUUUCAGAAGUUUAAUUUAAAGGGGUGGUUUACUGCCAAUCAUGUCUUCAUGUUUUUUGUUUUUUUUUAAACCUUAUUUUUCAUAAAUUUCACCUUUAUUGUAAGCCGCUUUCUCCACUGUUAUUUGAACGACCGGUUGACUUCCUUAUUUGGAAGUUGGACCGAUGUUUUGUAAUUGGCUAAACCGUAUAGUUGUCCUGAAACUUCACGCACAUUACCUUUACAGGCGAAAGUAGCAUGUGCUCCGGUCAAAUGUAAAUAAUGGUGUCGAUACUGCAGAAUCAGUUUGAGCCAGAAUCAGAUCAAGCAGAACCUCCACAAACAUGGCUCUUACGAUGGUACAUUUUAUUAUUAUUCUAUUCUAUUUUAUUUUAUUCUAUUCUAUUAUGUUAGAAUUUUGAUAUGCUGUUACUUGAAAAUGCUACUGCUGCUUGUUAGCUUUUGGGAUAGAGUUUUCUCCUGAUUAAAUAUUAAAUACUGAAUAAAUGGCCGAGUAAUACCGUUUUUAAAGUGAUCAUUUUAUCUAUAUAAUGAACAAACGUUUACAUUCACAAAACUUGUAUUGUUUUCUUUAGGUGUACAUGUGACAUGUGUUAAAACUAAACUGUACACUGAUAACAGCAGCUGAAGUUUGCUGUAGCGAUUACUGCCUCUGGUUUUAAAGUUGGAGCUGCUUCAUGUUUUAAUAACAGUUUCUUCAGAUUCUGGAAGCUGUCUUCCGUAAAAUGUGGAGCACAGAGAGCUAAAUUACGAUUGUAAUUUUCAAGAAUAUAAUCAAACAUACAUUUUAGCCAUUGUUGAUGAACUACAGUGUCCAUAGGAAGCCCUGGGUGAAAAUAACACACUCUCGGCUCUCCACUAGAACUCUUCCUCUUCGACAAAGCCGCAGAAAUAUGGCCAUGCCCCCUUUUUUGCAUAUUCCGGAGGGAGGGUUGAUGUAAAUGUGUGGGUUAGUUUCGUAUAAAACCCAGGAAGUAUUUCGUUGUAGUCCCAUUCGAGUCAUUUUUGAAGUCGUUCCUGAUUUUACGUUGAACUUGAAAUUGCAAUCAACCACCCCUUUCUUUAAUAAUUAUAAAUAAAUAAUAAUCCAUUUUAACACAUUUUAAUCCAAGAUGAAGAUACAAAAGGCAAAGGAUGAAAAUAUACAUUAGGGAUGUACGAUAUGUCUGAAGCUAGCUAUCUGCUGAUAUUAUUUUUAUUUAUUUAUUUGUUGAUAUUGCAUGCAUAAUCGCCCAUUAUUUGUAUAUAUAAUUGUGCAUGCUCAUUUACCUCAUUUUUACCUCAUUUUUACUUGAUCGUUUCUGUCAUCCAACCAUAGACUGUAAAAAAA